AUGCAAACUUUAAAAUGUGUUGUAGUAGGUGAUGGUGCUGUUGGUAAGACAUGUCUAUUAAUUUCAUAUACAACAAAUCAGUUUCCAGCUGAUUAUGUUCCAACUGUCUUUGAUAACUAUGCUGUAACAGUCAUGAUAGGUGACGAACCAUAUACUUUAGGUCUAUUCGAUACCGCUGGUCAAGAAGAUUAUGAUAGACUAAGACCUCUUUCAUAUCCAUCUACAGAUGUAUUUUUAGUGUGUUUCAGUGUCAUCGCACCACCAUCCUUCGAGAAUGUUAAAGAAAAAUGGUUCCCUGAAGUACAUCAUCAUUGUCCUGGUGUUCCAUGUCUAGUGGUUGGUACUCAAAUAGAUUUAAGGGAUGAUAAGAUUAUUAUCGAAAAAUUACAAAGACAAAGGUUACGCCCUAUUACUAUUGAACAAGGUGAAAGAUUAGCAAGAGAUUUGAAAGCUGUUAAAUAUGUAGAAUGUUCUGCUUUGACCCAACGUGGGUUGAAAAACGUCUUUGAUGAAGCUAUUGUUGCAGCUUUAGAACCUCCUGUCAUUAAGAAGAGUAAGAAGUGUACUAUUUUGUAG
Maudiozyma saulgeensis is the source of this 576-nucleotide messenger RNA. The record is from the annotation of a GenBank genome assembly. NCBI's taxonomy places the organism in Eukaryota, Fungi, Ascomycota, Saccharomycetes, Saccharomycetales, Saccharomycetaceae.